Messenger RNA from Sardina pilchardus (European sardine), 3718 nucleotides. It is a transcript of the gene mindy3, whose product is annotated as MINDY lysine 48 deubiquitinase 3. Gene Ontology annotation, molecular function: K48-linked deubiquitinase activity; cysteine-type deubiquitinase activity. The record is from RefSeq and is a predicted model, not a curated record. Gene Ontology annotation, biological process: protein K48-linked deubiquitination. NCBI's taxonomy places the organism in Eukaryota, Metazoa, Chordata, Actinopteri, Clupeiformes, Clupeidae. The coding region runs from base 1024 to 2457 and encodes 477 amino acids. The transcript has 15 exons.
GGUUUCAGUUGAGCGCACGUUUGUAGUGCUAUAGUAAAUAAACCGACUGGGUGGAAAGUGAGUCAGCUUACAUUAGCACAAUUUUGAAUCCCAUUUUUUGAAGUCACCUGUCUCUGAAUUUGUUAGACUGGUCCUUAGACGGUCUAUUUCGUUGCAGCUUUCAAGGCGUAUUUCCUCAUCGCAGUACUGGUUGUUGUUAAAGACACCAGGCGACUGCUUGCUACAAAGCCAGCCAGCUAGUUAGCAGGGCAGAUUCGCAGUUAGCUAGGAUAACGGCAUUUUUCAAGAGUGUGGCAGAAAUAUCAAGUAAGUUAAGUUACACUAUGACUUGAUGUUGAGUGGUUUAUAAAGGCAGUUUCAUCUUUAACACUUAAAUAGAUUAACUGAAACCUCUUAACAUUUAUAUAGCAUUUUGCUAACGCUGUGAAGCUAACCAUCCUUUGCUAACUGAACGUUAGCUGACUAACGUUAGCUCGAUCAGUUAUUGAUAACGUUAAAUUACUUCAUUGUAUUCAUUAGAAGUGACGUGUUGCGGCUGUUGUGUGUUAACUCAACGUUAGCUUGUAAAUGCACCUUAUUGAAUAGAUACAAACAUACUACGAGUCUCUCAUCAUACGUCUUAGCGAACCAGCUAGCUGCUACGCCUCUCCAUACAUUCGUCAAUGAAUUAAGUAACUAUAUUAGCCAUCUUAUUAGUAACAAAUAGGAAGCUGGUUACAUUUUGCAUAGGGUACCUUGGUGUGUCUGUAUGCAUAUUUUACUAAUGUAACUAAUAUUAGUUACUGCAGACAGGUAGUCUUGUUUGCUCAUCUCUGGCAAAUGCCACCUGCUUCAUUACGAGAAACAAAACUGAAAAUCAACUGUCAAGUCACCCAGCUAGCACAAGCAAGCUAGCUAGCUAGGCACCAUAGACCAGAUCCGACUACUGCUACUCGUAGGAGCCCUCCAUCCAGCCACGGAUCUGCAUGUGCAGUCUGGAACCUCAGUGAUACUUCAUCUAAGCUGCAAUCCGACUCCAUCAAAAUGUCAGAGUUCAGUAAAGAAGUAGUGGACUUGGUGUGGGGCAGACCGAACAGCAGCGGGAUGUCACCAUCCCUCUUUAGGAGAUGGACCCAGGGUUUCGUUUUCAGCGAAACGGAGCCUACAGCUCUGGAGCAGUUUGAAGGCGGACCUUGUGCAAUUAUUGUACCUGUGCAGGCAGUCCUGCUGAAAAACAUGCUGUUCAAUUUUGAGAACUCAAACUGGAGAGAGCUCUCAGAUGAGCAGCAGAAGUCUCUGCUGUGCACCACGCUGAGCGAGCUGCUGGAGUCGGCGUGCCAGACCCCGAGCCACACCUUCAGCCUGGCCGUGUGGACGCGCGCGGGCAAGGACGCCGACGAGCCGGGCGACGGGCCCGCGGACAUCGCCGACGGGCAGCGCCAGCCGGACGCCACGCAGGCGGAGAACGCCGCCGACCCCACCGCGCUCCGGCCGCAGCAGCCCUCCUCGGAGCCGGCGUCCAGCCAGUCCGCAGAGCAGCAGCUGCCCACUGCAUUGGCUGCUGAAGAUCUUGGCUUUGAGCGAUUUCACUCCUUGAUUCACAAGCGCACAUUAAACUCAGUGUGUGAACUGCGAGAGGCUGUGCUGUCCCUCUACGACAGCUGGAGGAACAAAUUUGGAGUACUGCUCUUCCUCUAUUCAGUCAUCCUCACUAAAGGGAUCGAGAACAUCCGGAAUGAGAUUGAAGACACUAGCGAGCCGCUCAUAGACCCAGUAUAUGGCCAUGGCAGUCAGAGUUUGAUCAACCUUCUGGUGUCGGGUCGUGCUGUGUCAAAUGUAUGGGACGGUGACAGAGAAUGUUCUGGAAUGAAGCUGAAAGGGAUAAAUGAACAGGCCACAGUAGGAUUUCUCACACUCAUGGAGUCGCUGAGGUAUUGCAAGGUGGGAUCAUGUCUCAAGUCCCCAAAGUUCCCUGUCUGGAUCCUGGGGAGUGAAACACAUUUGUCGGUGUUCUUCACCAAGGAGCUGGCCUUGGUGGCUCCAGAGUCUCCUUCAGAACAGGCCAGAAGAGUGUUUCAAACCUAUGAUCCUGAAGAUAAUGGCUUCAUUCCCGACACUCUCCUUGAAGAUGUUAUGAAGGCUUUGGACCUGGUUUCUGAACCAGAAUAUGUCAACCUGAUGAAGAGCAAGCUGGAUCCUGAGAGCCUGGGCAUAGUGCUGCUGGGAUCCUUCCUCAUGGAGUUCUUUCCAGAGCAGGAUUCUGGGAUUCCAGACUCAUUUCCUGUGUAUCACUACAAUGGCCUGAAGCAGUCCAACCACAACGAGAAGAUAUGUUAUGUGGAGGGCACAGCACUGGUGCUGGGUUUCGAGGACCCCAUGGUACGGACGGACGACACCCCGGUCAAGCGCUGCCUGCAGACCAAAUGGCCAUACAUUGAGCUGCUGUGGACCACGGACAGGUCUCCCUCACUCAACUAAGACGCCUCCAACCUGCACACCCCCCCCCCCCCCCAUUCACACAGACGCGCACACAUCCCUCCCCACAACUCAUAACAGGAAUGCUGGAACUUUCAUUACACACACACACACACACACACACACACACACCCGUACACACUUACGCAGCAAAAAAGAAGUUCACCGUCACAUCAUCAGUACACAAGGACCCCUGUACUCACGCCACUUAGGAGGCCACUGCAGUGCCUGAACUGAAAACAGAUAUGUAUGGACUCCUUUAUACACACACACACAAACACACACAUGUAUACUCAUGACUGUUUUACAUGUUUGGAAUGGCUUGUACAUUUUUUUUUUUUUAAAUAUAUUUCAAGUGUUCAUUUCUUAAAAUCCUUGGAAAUGCUGAACAAUUGAUUAAUAAGUAUUUUUUUAUUUUAUUAUUUUUGCAUUUUUGUUUGUUUUUGUUUCUUUGUUUUGCAUUCUCCCCUUCACCUUGCACUCUAAUGUUUUGUGUUAGACACAAGUUGGACUUCCUUAACCUGACUGAAAGCUGACUGAGACUGUCAGAAAUGUUGGUCUACUGGCACCAUGUUUAAGGGUUCCUUCUAGUUGAAUUGUUUGAAACCUCAGAGGAUAUUUAAGUGACUGGAGGACCAAAGCGUCGAGCUGGAUAUUACUUUUUGUUUUACUUAACAGAGAAAUGGAACAAACCCAAACACAUGCGCCCACUGGCACACACACACACACACACAAACACACACACACACACACACACACACACACACACAUCUACACACACAUCCACACACACACACACACACACACAUCCAUACGUACAUACUUGUAUGCGCUCAUACUUCUAAGAAAGAGCAAGACACACACCUACUGCAUAUGUGACAGGUGGGACAGGUUUUUUUUUUGGAGAGGAAGAAUGCACCGGUGCGUUACACUACAGAAGAGAGGAGGAGAUGGGAGUGGACUCUGAAACAGACGUACAGUAGCCCUAAUCUGGCACGGGUCUAUCUACUGGCCCCCCCCUACUUGAUGAAGCCAAAUGGUCCGCUCCAGAAGUGGCAGUGAUGAGGGAUGGAAUCAGGAUUGCUCACGGGAGAGAGAGAGCUGUUCGUUUUUCUUCUGGGUUGCUACAGGCCAAGAACGUGACGCCUGUUUCAGAGCACACUGGUUCGAUUUGCACGGGGAUGGGAUGGGGGGAAACUACCCGCAAUCGUUAUUUAUUCUGCCCCCAAUGGCUUGCCCAAAAAUAAACACCCCCUUUCUUCUC